AUGUUUAAAAAAUUAGAUAAGUUUAAAGAAAAAAUUAGCUCUGGUGUUUCCAAUGUCACCGGAUCAAAAGAUAAAGAAGAAAUUACCUAUGUAAUUCAGCCAGCUGAUUGUGCACAAUUAGUAGGUGGAUUUGGAAUUGGUUUGGGGUUAAAUAAUGAAAAUCAAUUAUCACAACCAUCACCAAUUAAAGAAUGUAAACAACUAGUAUCAAUCCCAUCAACAUUUAAAUUAGAUAUUGCCAAUGUUUCACUUGGUAAUGAACAUUCAUUUUAUCAAACUAAGGAUGGUAAAUUUUUUUAUGCAGGAUCCAAUAAAGAAGGUCAAUUUGGUACUAUCAGUGCAAUUCAUGUUGAUUCAUUAACACAAUAUAAUAAUUCACAAAUUAAAUUUAAAAAGAUUAUUUGUGGACAAUAUCACACUGCAUUUAUUAGUGAUAAAGGUCAAAUCUAUACAGCUGGAAAAUCUGAUCUUUUAGGUAUUCGUUCAGAUGAAUCUAAAAAAACACCAACUCUCAUUCCAGCAUUAGCAGAUCAAAAAAUUGAACUUUAUGCAACUGGUCCAAGACAUUCAUUUGUAGUUACUAAAGAAGGUCAUUUAUAUGGUUGGGGUAAAAGUGACAAUUUAGGUGUUGGUAGCUUUGUUAAAGUUAAGAGAGUUACAACAAUUACACAUGAACCUACUAUUGUCGAUACCUGUGCUGCAUUUUUAUCAUUCAAAAUUGUACAAAUUGCAAUUGGUGAUGAUCAUACAUUAGCUCUUUGUAAUAAUGGAGAUGUUUAUGCAUGGGGUAGAGGCGAAGAAUUCCAAUUAGGUAAUAAAACAAAAGAAACAAGAGCAUCACCAAUUUUAGUAGAAUCAUUAAGAUCAUUAAAUAUUAUAAGUAUUCAAUGUGGAUCAUUUAAUUGUUCUGCAUUAACAGAUAAGAAAGAAUGUUAUAUUUGGGGUCAAUAUGGCGAAGAUUUAAUUGCUACACCACAACCUCUUUGUCCAGGUGGAUCAAGUCACCCAUUUAAAGUUCAAGAAAUCUCACAAAAUGGUUUUUAUAAUAUUUUCACAACCCUAGAUAGUGAUAUCUAUACAUUUGGUAUCGAUUAUAAAAUGUUUAAUAAAUCUGCUUGGUUACCACUUUUACUUAAAAUUGAUGACCCACUUUUAUUAAAUAAAAGAAUUACUCAAGUAUCAGCCUCAGCUGCAGGUUAUUACGUUAUUAUUUAUGAUGGAUCAACUACAUUAUAUGCUGAAAUUGACUAUUCAAAGAAAGGUAUGAAACCAACUAAAACUUUAUCACCAUUACCACAAUCACAAUAUGCCAAAGAUAAAGAAGCUUUAUUUGGUAAACCAUCAUCUUCAUCAUCAUCAUCAUCAACCAACACAACAAGAUCCAGUGGUGCUAGUCGUCCAAAGCGUGACGAUGAUGAUAGUGUUUUAUAA
This is a messenger RNA of Dictyostelium purpureum, 1431 nucleotides long. RefSeq lists its product as uncharacterized. The transcript has 4 exons. NCBI's taxonomy places the organism in Eukaryota, Evosea, Eumycetozoa, Dictyosteliales, Dictyosteliaceae. The coding region runs from base 1 to 1431 and encodes 476 amino acids. The record is from RefSeq and is a predicted model, not a curated record.